UGUGGACCAUUAAAUUGAGUCUCCUAUUGGCUAUGUCUCCGAGCUACGUCCCUACUUGGCAUCGACUUCCUUGGCCUUGGGAUCCGAUGGCGAACCGGGUAUCCACAAAAGAAUGGGGCAACCCAAAUGGAAUUUUGAAUGACGAUAUCCACAGGGCCUCCCUAAGAGCGGGAAUAGUCGGGAAUAUCUGUCCGGUUUACUGAAAGUUCCUUUGAAAAUUUGACAUAUGGGUGCCCGAUACAUCGGCCUCGUCACUUCGCGGUAAACUUCGCGGGUAGCAUUCUCCGAUUAGCAAACAAAAUAUGCUGUAACGCUAGCUGGCAAGCUGGACAAUGACCGCCGGAUGGGUGGUUACGAUCACACAUGCAAUCUCCCACACCGCCCCGGUCGAUAUGUAGUUGACUGGUUGACUCCCGUAAAAGUUCUGCAGACUACGGUGCGGACCGAAAGCUUCUCAAGUGAGCGGUUGUAUAAUCGACCCUAAGUCAAAGCGAGGUUGCAUUACCCUUCGUUGACUCUAACCUUACAUCCCAACACUUGUCUUCAACCAAUCACGAGGAUCCUAUAAACCUCGGGUGAUAUCCGUGUUUUGAAGCUUGUCUUAGACUAUCCGGAACUGUCUUUUGCUUUUUUCUCUUUGAAUCCUGCUAAUCCGCCCACCGGCUAAUUGUAAUACUCAUCUCAUCGGAUACAGGACGGCUUGGAAAAAGGAUUCAGUCUUGCGAAUGAUGGGAUUGACCAAUAAUGGUAGCGGGCUGGCGCCUGUUUUAGAUGGCGAACAUGCGGACAACCCAGUUCUUGACGAGAUCACCGAGAAAUAUGAGACAGAGCACCCCAGCAUCCCGGCAGGACAAUCCUUGGCUGCGCAGCGUGGCUUGGGACAGCACGGCACCCGCGAAGAGAUCGAAGAUGAUAUACCUCUACCCGAUGCAGAUACGCCUAUCAGCUAUCGUUACCUGACGUUUAAUACACCGGUGGCGCGUCCGAAUCUGGAAGAUUCGCAGCUGGAUCGUAGCGACCUACCGGCAUGUCCCGACCUCUCGCAGUUCGAAAAUCCAUUAACCUGGCCCAAGACACGCAAGGGGGUCAUGGUAGCUAUAUCCUGCAUCGCCACCUUGUUCACUGCGUAUGCGGCUGGUGCUUAUUCGCAAGCUGCGGAUCUGAUUGCUUCAGAUCUGAAUACGACGCAUGAGAGCGCGCUAGUAGGUGUGACAACAUUCUGCGUAGGCUUCGCCGUCGCUCCUAUGGUCCUCGCCCCAUUUUCCGAGGUGAAUGGGCGCUAUCCCAUCUUCGCGAUUGCUGGCGUCGUCUUCGUUCUCUUCCAGGGCAUCUGCGGCGUGGUUACAAAUCUAGCAGGUAUGCUGGUCGCCCGAUUUCUCAAGGGCGUCGGCGGAAGCGUCUUUAGUACCAUGGUGGGAGGCGUCAUUGCUGAUAUGUACGACAAGGAGGAUCGUAAUACCCCUAUGGCUCUGUUCUCUGGUGCCGUUUUAAUUGGCACUGGCCUAGGGCCCCUUGUGGCUGCGGUGAUGGUUCAGACUUGGGAAGGAGAGGGUGACAAAUGGAAAUGGAUAUUUUGGCAUCAGGUUAUCAUAGACUUUGUCUUGAUGGUUGCCGUUGUAGUCUUCUUUAAGGAGAGUCGAGGAUCUGUACUCUUAUCGAGAAAGGCGAAAACUCUUAACAAAUGGUAUGGGCAAUUGGAAGAGAAGGGUAUAUUUGGAGUAUAUGUGCACGGAUCAAAAGGUGAUUCGACAGCAGUGAUAGCAAAUUCGGGAUUGGAUUCGCCAGAGAAGCCUCCCCUUCCCGCUUCAUCAGCUGUGACACCUACCUCACCUCGACGCAGACCGACUAAUUCCAGGAGGGCCGUGCGGCUCCAGCGAAUCAGAUGGAUCGUUAGGGAGGAUGAACAGCGCGCAUCUAUCACGACAAUGAUAACUGUAUCGCUAUGCAGGCCGUUCUUGUUGCUCUUCACGGAACCCAUCGUAUUUUUCUUUUCCCUGUGGGUGUCCUUCGCAUGGGCCAUCCUUUAUCUUACCUUCGGAUCUAUACCUCUUGUGUUCCAGCGGCAGUACGACUUCAACAUUGAACAGUCCGGUUACGUCUUCACGGCUAUGAUCGUCGGGUCUGUAAUAUCCACAAUCAUUGGUAUAUACCAAGAGAGUGUGCUCAACCAUCCCAAGUGGCGAUCGGAGUCGGAUGACACUGAGACAGACAGCGUAGGAGAUGCCAUAGACAACGACAACGAUGAGAAUGUCGAAGGUGAAGGAUUUUGGGGUUUCUUGCGACGGAAAUUCCCGGCCGAGUCCCCGGAAGCACGACUAUACUUUACCUGUUUCACUUCUAUACUCCUUCCGAUAGGUCUCUACUUAUUUGGAUUCUCAGCACAACCAUCAACGCAUUGGAUGGUUCCUACAUUUGCCAUCUUCCUUGCCACGAUGGGCAUUUUUUAUGUCUACCUCGCUACCUUUAAUUAUCUUGCGGAUAUCUACCAAGCGUAUGCUUCCUCAGCUUUAGCAGCCCAAUCUUUCUGUCGUAACGUCCUCGGGGGAUGUUUCCCUCUCGUAACGGGUUUAUUGAUCCGAAACUUGGGAGAGGAUGCGAUGGGUGGAUUGUUGGGAGGAAUCGCAACAGCGUUGACAGUAGUACCGUGGGUGUUGGUAUUAUUUGGAGAUAAGAUUCGGGCAAGAAGUUCAUUCGCGAUCGCCCUUGACCAUAAAUGAAGGCUGAAGAUGUAUCGGUGCUAACUCUAGAUUGUCACUAUUUCGAUGAAUGGGUUUUUUCGUCGGUCGCUAUCUUCGGAUAUUUAUUUCCCCUCGUAAUGAAGCUAUGGGGUUCAACAAUAUACGCUCGUUAUUCGUUAUAGUAAGGGUAGAGUAAGAUGGCAGCUCCAAGAUAGAGUUGACUACCAGUCGAGCGAUGACGACGGGAAUGAUGAUAAACGUAAUUAUCGCACAAUUACAUUACGGGGGAUAAGAUCUUUUAUAAUGAUAAUAUUGAUGACAUAAUAAAUAUUUAUUUAAGAGUUA
This is a messenger RNA of Hypoxylon trugodes, 3023 nucleotides long. RefSeq names its product MFS general substrate transporter. The coding region runs from base 726 to 2717 and encodes 663 amino acids. The record is from RefSeq and is a predicted model, not a curated record. The transcript has 3 exons. Gene Ontology annotation, biological process: transmembrane transport. NCBI's taxonomy places the organism in Eukaryota, Fungi, Ascomycota, Sordariomycetes, Xylariales, Hypoxylaceae. Gene Ontology annotation, molecular function: transmembrane transporter activity.